This is a messenger RNA of Fusarium keratoplasticum, 1098 nucleotides long. RefSeq lists its product as uncharacterized. Lineage: Eukaryota; Fungi; Ascomycota; Sordariomycetes; Hypocreales; Nectriaceae. The transcript is spliced from 3 exons. The record is from RefSeq and is a predicted model, not a curated record. The coding region runs from base 1 to 1098 and encodes 365 amino acids.
AUGGCUUCUCAGGCAAAAGCUGUCACUGUUUCACUCCAGGAUCUCAAGGACGGCAACAUCCCCUUUGAGACCCUACAACAAGCCUUUGGCCCAGACUCUCUGGGAAUCCUCGUCGUCAAGGAUGUUCCCCAAGAAUUCCCCGAACUUAGACACCAGGCCCUCUCUUACGCCUCAUAUCUCGGCAACCUCCCCAAGGAUGAGCUCGAAAAGCUUGAGAACUCCCGCUCAAAGUAUCUGACCGGUUGGUCCCUCGGGAAGGAGACCCUCAAGAACGGCCAAGUCGACACCUUCAAGGGCUCCUACUAUGCCAACUGCGCCUUCUACGUCGACCCUACCCUCGAGUGCGCCGUCCCAACCUCCGAGUUCUCCAUCGACACCUUUCCCGAAUAUCUUGCCCCUAAUGUCUGGCCUCGAGAGGAGAUCCUUCCGGGAUUCAAGCCCUCCGUGACAACCCUGUGCCGUCUCAUCAUUGAUGUUGCUGUUCUUGUCGCUCGUGCCUGUGAUCGCUUUGCCCAGCAGGACAUCCCCGGAUAUCCCAAGGGCUAUCUAGAGCAUGUUGUGAGCACUUCAAGCACCACCAAGGCCCGUCUGCUGCAUUACUACCCCCAGGAGGCUGAUCCCGCUGCCAAUGAAGGCGACGAGGAUGAUUGGUGUGCCACGCACCUCGACCACGGCUGUUUGACCGGUCUUACAUCUGCCAUGUUCAUCGACGAGCAAAAGACCAGUCCUGCUGUACCUGAGGGGACGAGCCUAAACGGCGCCUCCCUGCCUCCCCUCGAGGAACUCCCCUCAUCCCCUGACCCCUCCGCUGGACUGUACAUCAAGUCACGUACUGGCGAGACCGUCCAUGUCAAGAUCCCGCGCGACUGCAUCGCAUUCCAGACGGGUGAGGCCCUUGAGCGCAUCACCGCCGGUCGCUUCAAGGCCGUGCCGCACUUUGUUAGGGGUGUGAGGCCUAGUGUGAGCGACGGAAAGGUGGCGCGAAACACCCUGGCCGUCUUUACCCAGCCCAACUUGGGUGAGGAGGUGGACAUUGAGCAGCACCUCACUUUUGGAGAGUUUGCUAGAGGUAUUGUGAGCAAGAAUACCGUGUCAUAG